Molecule: messenger RNA, 2882 nt
Organism: Tarenaya hassleriana
Lineage: Eukaryota; Viridiplantae; Streptophyta; Magnoliopsida; Brassicales; Cleomaceae
Product: probable helicase MAGATAMA 3
Molecular function (GO): helicase activity
Source: RefSeq, a predicted model, not a curated record
ACUAAAAACUUCUUUCAAAAAAUACAAGGAGGAUUCUCCUCGCUUCCUUUUCCUCACCCUCGCCGUUUCAAGUUCAACAGUAGAAAAGAUCCCCUCUUUGCCAUACCACCAUCGACGGCAUUGAAUUCCUCCGAUUCUAGGGUUUCGUCCUCAACCCAGAUCGUCACUUUCCAAUUUGAGUGGAAGCUGGCUGUAAAUUUUUGUAGAGAGAGAAAUCGGCAUAAUGGCAGUUGACAAGGACAAGCUUCAAGAAGAAGCUUCGGUUAUUCGUUUUUGCAAAAUAAUUCUAGGCUGGGACUUUAAACAGCUUAUGCAAGAAUAUGAGGGGAAAGGCAGAAAGAAUUCUAAUUUGAGGUUAAAGGAAAUAAAAGAUACUUACGAAGAUGUUGAUGAUUAUUUGGAGACAUUUGAGCCACUUCUAUUUGAGGAAGUUAAAGCUCAAAUUGUGCAGAGAAAAGACAGUGACGAAGCACCGGAGUGUAAAAUGAGGCUAGUAAUGGAGUGUAGCGAGGCUGAUGGGUUUCACUUUCCACUAGUCACAUAUGAAGCAGAUGAGGACGAGUCGAUUUCUCAGAAUGAUUUUUUGAUGUUAUCGAAAGAGGAGGUUAAAGAGAAUUUUUUUCCAUCGUCCUACGCGUUUGCAUUGGUGGAACAUCGCCAAAGGAAUCUUCUACGUCUACGCAUGUAUUUAGCUGAAGAGAUGGUGCAGAUAACCAAAAAUAUUAAGCCCUCAAGAACAGCAUCAUAUAUCCAAGCCCUAUCAAAUAUGAGGACUCUUAUUACAUCAUCUGCUAGCGCCGUAGAGAAAAGAUUGUUUAGUUUAAAGUUAUGUAGCUUAUCAACAAUUAUCCGGGAAUAUGUAGCAUUACGGUCGGUCAGCUCUCUCCCUUUUAAGGAUUUAAUACUAACUACAGCAGAAAAAUCUUGUGGUUACGGAGAUGAGGCGUGGAAAAUAUCAGAACCUCUGCAUGAAUUCUUUAAAGAAAAUCUCAAUAAAUCCCAAAAAGAAGCUAUUGAUGUUGGUCUCUCAAGAAAAUCUUUUGUUUUAAUACAGGGUCCUCCGGGUACUGGAAAAACUCAGACAAUUCUGAGUAUCCUCAGUGCCAUUCUGCAUGCAACUCCAGCUAGAGUCCAAUCUAAAGGUGUAGAGCGUGCAGUGAAGCGUGGACUUGAAAUGACCACUGAAGAGAAAUACAUUCACUGGAAACGAGCAUCUCCUUGGCUAUUUGGUGGCAACCCCAGAGAUGCUAUAAUGCCUGUUGAUGGUGAUGACGGCUUUUUCCCAACCACUGGAAAUGAAUUGAAACCAGAGGUGGUUAAUGCCAGUCGGAAGUAUAGAAUACGUGUACUUGUUUGUGCUCCAUCAAACUCUGCGCUUGAUGAGAUUGUGUUACGGCUUCUAACUACCGGUCUUCGUGAUGAAAACGUCCAAACGUAUACGCCCAAAAUCGUACGGAUUGGUCUCAAGCCACAUCAUUCAGUCAUGUCAGUAUCGCUGGAUCACCUUGUGGCUCAAAAACGUGGCUCGGCAUCUGAUAAACCAAAACAAGGAACCGCAGGAACUGAUUUGGAUAAUAUACGUGCUGCGAUUCUGGACGAGGCUGCAAUUGUGUUCUCUACACUUAGCUUCAGUGGUUCUGCUCUUCUCACCAGAUCAACCCGUGGUUUCGAUGUUGUUAUAAUAGAUGAAGCUGCACAAGCUGUUGAGCCAGCAACUCUUGUCCCUCUGGCAACAGGAUGUAAACAAGUAUUUCUGGUAGGAGAUCCAGUUCAACUUCCGGCCACUGUGAUCUCUCCUGUCGCUGAGAAAUUUGGCUAUGGUACAAGCUUGUUCAAGAGACUUCAAAGGGCUGGUUACCCAGUAAAAAUGUUGAAGACCCAAUACCGGAUGCAUCCACAGAUAAGAUGCUUCCCUUCAAAAGAGUUCUAUGAUGAGGCACUGGAAGAUGGAUCUGACAUUGAAGCUCAGACAAGCCGUGAAUGGCAUAAAUACCGUUGCUUUGGUCCAUUUUGCUUCUUCGAUAUACACGAAGGAACUGGAUCUUGGAUAAAUCUAGACGAAGUGGAAUUCGUUCUUCUCAUCUACCAUAAACUCGUAUCCAUGUACCCGGAGCUUAAAUCAAGUUCUCAGCUAGCUAUCAUAUCUCCAUACAGCUACCAAGUUAAAACUUUUAAGAAUCGGUUCAAGGAGAUGUUCGGUGUGGAGGCAGAAAAAGUUGUCGAUAUAAACACAGUCGAUGGUUUCCAGGGAAGGGAGAAGGAUGUUGCAAUAUUUUCAUGUGUCAGAGCGAACGAGAAAGGAGGGAUAGGUUUCGUAUCUGACUUCCGGAGAAUGAAUGUCGGGAUUACACGAGCUAAAUCUUCAGUAUUGGUUGUUGGUUCGGCUGCAACGUUGAGGAAUGAUGAACACUGGAGAAAUCUCAUAGAAAGUGCUGAGCAGAGAAAUCAACUAUUCAAGGUAUCGAAGCCGCUGGCCUCGUUUUUCAGCGACGAGAAUCUAAACGAAAUGAGAGUGAAGGAGAAAGAUGUAGAAAUGAUGGCCGAAGCAUCGGGUUUCGAAGAAGAGACGGUUCCAGUCGCAAUGUACGGCGGAGAUGCAGAACAAGAGCAAGAACAGCAUGACGACGACAACUAUGGCGACGGCUAUGCAGAUCACGGCGGCGACGGUGGCGACGGCGAUGUCUGAUCAUAAGACACAUCACAACACAUUUGGCCUUCUUACCUCUUUCCGUCGGUCGGAGUACUUGUCGGUACGGAAAGUUUUUGGCUUCUUCGUUCCAAGGAACUUGCAGUUACAGCGCGUACAAGAGAUUUUGUGAGAGCAAUUUUGUUUUAUUUAUUUAUUAUAUAAUAAUAAUUAAAAGUCCGAAAAUUACAAAUAA